Molecule: messenger RNA, 543 nt
Organism: Dibothriocephalus latus
Lineage: Eukaryota; Metazoa; Platyhelminthes; Cestoda; Diphyllobothriidea; Diphyllobothriidae
Source: the annotation of a GenBank genome assembly
CUUGUUGGGUUACGUGCCCGAAAGGCCCAACUUGUGUCCUGGUUUGAAGACCCCGACAGAGUAGGUCGACUCCGUUUGCUGGGUGGUGUUGACCCCAGCCAAUCAGAACUGUGGGUCAUUCUGGGCAAGCUGGAGAAGCGGUUGUCAAUCAAGGAGGAGGAUCUUUCAGAAAAAAAUCUCAUCUACGAGGCAGUUUGUCGUCUUGUGGAUGCCUUGCGUGUGAAAACUGACGCCAGUCGGAGUGAUACACUACUCCUUGCGUUGCAAGUGAAUGGCGUCCAAUCGAAGCUGUUUCAGUUGCGUCGGAAAAUGGAAACCAGAUUUGCUGAACUUAUCAUCAGCAAUUCCGAAAGAGACCGGUUGAUCAAGAAGGUGUCGCAACUGGAGAAAAGCCUGGACAUAUGCACUAUACGGUCCUUGAGUGGCAUGCCACCGAACAAGCAGAUUGCCCGAGAGUACGAACUUGAAGAAAGACGCAAGAAGGUUCGCGAGGAUUACAAACGCGAAAAAUUGCGAGGUCCACGUAAGGUAUGUUUUUGCUGA